AUGGCCUCGGAUGGUGGGUGGCUCCGUGUUGUGACCGUCUCCUGGCUCCUUGUGCUGUCUCACGGGCAGAGGAAGCUGUAUGUGAGGGACGGGCUCUGGGUCUGGGGGACAGACUGGGCGGCCUUCUGUAUGACGACUCGAAGCUGCAGUCCUUACAUAGAUUACGGGCUGAAGCCGCUUGUGAAGGCCCUGAAGAACAUAUUCGCACUGGGGAUAUGGGAGAUCAUCAACGAACCGGAAGGAUGCGUGGACGUCGGCCACGCUUCCAGUGAGACGUGCUAUGACACCACGUCUCUCAACAUCCUGGACUUCGCUGAUUGGACGCACGCUAGCGUUCCAUUGAAGAGACUCCUGGCUUUCAUUGGACGCCAGGUGGCGGCCAUUCAUGCCGAAGACAAUGAGACUCUCGUCACAGUGGGGUCGUGGACAUACAAGUCGGUCACUAAUCAGUUCCAGAGACGCAAUUUCUACUCUGACCACUGUUUGCGGCUAGCCAGCGGUCAAAACAACAGCGGCCUUGACCUUUACGAGAUACACACCUAUUCUACGUUCGGCGUUUAUUUGCCAGCAGAUCCCUUUAAGGUGAUCAGCGAACACUCCAUCACCAAUUUGACAAGAAUUCAGGGGAUAGAGUUGGCACCCACAAUAAAGAUCAUCAGCCAGUUUAACCAAAAUGCCCUCUUGCUGAAGGUCGCCGAGAACCAGGCACAUGAAGCUUCUCGAGGGCUGCGUUUCCACGACAGAGGCAUGCCCGCCCAGCACAGCGGGUAUAAGCACAUCCCUCCUUUGAACAAGGUUACGACACCACAGUACUACAUAGAGUUCUUGGCGAGAGGUAUUUGA
Haliotis rubra (blacklip abalone) is the source of this 843-nucleotide messenger RNA. RefSeq names its product mannan endo-1,4-beta-mannosidase-like. The transcript has 6 exons. The record is from RefSeq and is a predicted model, not a curated record. Bases 1 to 843 code for a protein of 280 amino acids. NCBI's taxonomy places the organism in Eukaryota, Metazoa, Mollusca, Gastropoda, Lepetellida, Haliotidae.